CGUCGUUGUUUUCUGUUUUCUCCUUACAACUAGACCUCGGUAAUUAAAUUACAAGUUAGAAAUGCUAUUUUAGUAAAGGAAUUAGAUCUUUUGAACAGAGAUUUGACUCGUUUUUCAUCAAGGCCUAUUAUAUAUUCGUUUAGGGAACUACAGGUGUUUACACUAAGUUUUCACAAUGUUUGAUAAUUCAGCAUUGUGGGACUUCACAAAAAGCUUCAUACAAGCAAACAAAUUUAAAGAUUAUCCAAAUGACAUUGGAAAAGAACAAUUGGGAUACUUAAUUGUUGUAUUCUUUGAGAGCGUUCUCGUUCUAUGUUUUGAGGGUUACGUGUUUGGUCAAUAUCGAAUAAGCAGUGAAUACCUCAGUGAUGAACGGUCCAUAUACAGCUAUUUAGCAUUUAUUUCCUUUGCAAUAUUGUUCCUGUGCUAUAUCUCAUAUGAAACUUUACAGACGAAGAAUUCAAUUCAAUUAUUCGGUAUUGCUAUCUUUCACUACUUACUUGACUUUUACUGUAUCACCCAAAUUUUUGCUUUUAAAACUGUUAUUAUUACACUUCCCGAUGAGUAUGGGUUCAAUACGAACAGGUUAUCUCCUCUUGCAGUAUUCAAUGAAUUUCUUUGGCGCGACAAGGCUACCAGCAACGGCACAAAAUUUUACGAUGAUUUAGAACCUGUUCUUAUUUUUAUUCCCAUCAUCACCACUGUCUGCAGUUUGGCUAUAACAUUCCUCACAUAUCGUGUAUACAAAGAAUUUGGUUGGAAUAUUUACCAGAAGAUUGGACCUGAUCUUCGAAUGCGACGCUACUACUUGACAUAUUUGAUUCUUGUCUCCAUGCUCAAGUUUGAUUUCUUCUUCUUUUUGACAUUGGUAAUACAGUUCCUCAUUGGCGGGGACGACUAUCGAGACGCAGAGUUUUACAUUACUAUAGUGACCGCAGUCUUUACAUUCUUUGUCUUAACUCUAUGUCUAUAUGCGGUAACCACAGAGAGUCGUAAAAUGCUCUACGUUACUCAAGCAUUGUUUGUUGCGGGUUUCGCUUUUGCUGGAUACCGUGCCAUACAUACACAACGUGAAACUAACUAUACUCAAUAUCUGUACCGACACAUGAACCUUAUUGUCUUAACUGUCAUAACUAUGUUCAUGUUAACUGUAACUGUCUGUAUAAACUUUUGUUGUCUUAAAAACUUUGACAAAGGCUUGAAAGGAUAUCUUGCCUAUUCUCAGAAAGUUGAACUCAUGCAUUUCAACCAAAACACAAUCCCUUCAAAAAUCCGUAUGCCGCUUGAUUCGUAAGCUAUCUGUCAAAUAGCAAGGCGCUGUGCUAGUACGCCUUACGAGUCUACUUUUUCCUCUUCUAGCGAUGUGUUUCUUCCUCCACUCUUUUAUCAGUUUUUGUUGUCUAUGUGUUAGAAAUAAUGACCUUUUAUUAACA
Messenger RNA from Schizosaccharomyces japonicus yFS275, 1433 nucleotides. RefSeq lists its product as hypothetical. NCBI's taxonomy places the organism in Eukaryota, Fungi, Ascomycota, Schizosaccharomycetes, Schizosaccharomycetales, Schizosaccharomycetaceae. The record is from RefSeq and is a predicted model, not a curated record. The transcript is spliced from 3 exons. The coding region runs from base 176 to 1294 and encodes 372 amino acids.